UAUCGGAUUAAAGCAGCAGAUAUUACACAAGUACAUACAAAACAUAUCACAAUGAGGAAGCUUCUCCCACUCAAACACAAUUGCCUGUAAUGAGCAGAAAGCAUUUGUAAUGGAGGGAAUCAUUUUCAUCUUUGCUAUAUGUCUCACAGCCAGUGUUCUCCCACAGCAGGGCUAUUGUUUUAAUUUGGAUCUGGAUAAUUACACAGAGCUUUCAGGGCCAGAUGGGAGUUACUUUGGCUUUUCUGUGGACUUUAUUCAAACAAGGAGCCAAGGUGUCAUAGUCGGUGCUCCAAGACACGAUGUAGGACCUUCAAGAGGCGGCUCUGUCUUCCUCUGUCCCUGGAAUUCAUCCAAACGAGUUGAAUGUCAAAAAAUGAACUUCGACCAAACAGAUGAUGUAAACAUCACAUAUCUCAAUAUAUAUUUCGUAAGCCAUAAAUCUAACCAGUGGUUUGGAGCCAUGGUACGGGCCUACAACGACUUUGUCCUGGCUUGUGCUCCAUUAUUCCACUGGAAUGUGUAUAUGGACAAUGAUGAGGCCAUGAACACACCAGUGGGAAACUGUCAGCUAUUGAACAUGCUAACUGGAGAGAUAGCUAACUAUGCCCCCUGUAGGGGAACAGAAGUGGAGAAUAUUUACAACGCUAGGAAAAAUUUUAAUGACAGACGUUACUGUGAAGCAGGAUUUAGCUCGGACAUCACAGAGCAUGGAAGAGUGAUUCUUGGUGCUCCUGGAGGAUAUUUCUUCCAAGGUCAGAUCAUUACUACAUCUCUUCAGAACAUCAUGUCCAGUGGUAGGACAUUCAGUCCAAUCCACAGUAUGAAAGAUGAGCAAGCAUCAUAUGAAUUGCCGAACAAGUAUGAUAUUUAUCUGGGCUACUCUGUGGCAGUAGGUCAUUUAACUGCAGACAACGUCCCAGACUAUGUAGCUAGCGCCCCACUUGACCAAAAUGCAGCAGGUUCUGUCAAAAUCUAUGAUGGAGCUUAUGCACUUAGAUAUAACUUCAGAUCCAUUAUGACUCUAAUGGGCUCUCAAGUAGCUUCCUAUUUUGGCCACUGUGUUGCUGUGACUGAUGUAAACAGUGAUGGGAGGGAUGAUAUCCUGGUAGGUGCUCCACUCUUCAUGGAGCACUUGUCCACACAUAAGCUGCGUGAGGUGGGCCAGGUGUAUGUUUACCUCCAGAAGGAAGGUUAUCGCUUCUCCCAAAAGCCUGAUCAGACCUUAUCAGGCACACACAGUUAUGGACACUUUGGCAUUACCAUUGCUCCUUUGGGAGACAUUAACUAUGAUGGCUUCAAUGAUGUGGCUGUGGGGGCACCAGGUGCAGGUGAUGGUGGUUUGGUGUUCAUCUAUAUGGGACAGAGUCAUGGUUUGAACCCACAGUAUGGGCAAGUCAUCAAGAGCCCUUUCCAGUCUCUUGCACCAGCUUUUGGUUUUAGCAUAAGAGGAGGCACAGACAUCGACAACAAUGGAUAUCCAGAUGUUAUUGUUGGUGCAUGGGGAGCAGAUAAAGUGGCUAUAUACAGGUCAAAAGCAGUAGUGAUGACCAAAGCCCAGCUUUCCUUCCUCCCUGAUUUCCUACAGCCUGAUGAAAAAUCCUGUCAGCUGCAAGGCAGUCCUGUCUCCUGCUUUAAAAUCAUAAUGUGCAUUAGUGUCUCUGGGUACAGAAUACCAGAAGAAAUCGUAUUGAAUGUAGAGCUCCAGCUGGAUAAACUGAAGCCAAAUGUGGCAAGACGGACCCUCCUUCUCGACUCUCAUCAGCCAUACAGCCACUUUCAGCUCACUAUCAGGAGAGAGACAUUUUGUAAGAACCUCACUGCAUACUUGCUGCCAGACUUCAAGGACAAGCUGAGUCCUAUCUUGAUGUCAAUGAGCUACAGCCUGGUGAACACCCAUGAAGCAAUGCUACAAGGACAGAAUGUUGUAGUUGGCCAGACACAGAUAGUUCUUGACUGUGGUGAAGAUAACAUCUGCAUCCCUGAACUAAAGCUUGCAGCCAAGGCGCGAACAGAUCCUCUCCUGAUUGGGGAUGAGAACCCGGCUCUCCUGAUCGUCACUGCUGAGAAUCGUGGUGAAGGAGCGUAUGAGACAGAACUGUAUGUCCAGCUUCCACCUCAAACCCAUUAUCAUGGUGUGUUAAGUGAUGAGGAGGGCUUUAGUCGUCUUCUUUGUGGUCCAAAGAAAGACAAUGGUUCUGUCAUUGUGAUUUGUGAACUGGGCAACCCAAUGAAAGCUAAUCAGAAGAUCAUGGCCGGUCUGUAUUUCAGCAUGGGUGGACUGGAGGAGGUCGAGACCCAUGUGUCCUUCCAUUUACAAAUUAAAAGCAAGAACAGUCUGAAACCAGACAGCAACAGAGUGGAAGUGAAGAUCAAUGUUCAGGCUGUGGCUUUGCUGGAGAUGCGGGGAGCCUCCUCUCCUUCCGAGAGCGUCAUGCCAAUUGCCAAAUGGGAACCAAAAGAUUCCCCAAAGGAUUUGGAAGAUGUGGGCCCCCUUGUAGAGCAUGUUUAUGAGUUGAGGAACAAAGGGCCAAGUACAGUCAAGGUGAAGCUGGAGCUACAUUUCCCAGUACAACAGAAUGGCUCUUAUGUGCUCUAUGUGUUCAGCAACGCCUCAGAGGAGCUUCUAACAUGCAGCACAGACCCUUCUGAGAUCGAUCGCCUCGGGCUUGUGAAGCCAGACUUUAUUAAUACAUCUGUGGUUCCUGUUCAUCAUUUUAACAAACGGGAGGCGGAGGCAGAGGAGCAGGAGGAGCAGGAGGUGCCUGAACAGCAUCACCAAGCAACCGUGCAUGUGAAUUGCUCCACUGAGCCUUGUUUGGUGUUCAGCUGUGAAACUACAGAACUACAGAGAGAUGCCAGAGCCAUUGUGAGAGUGGCGGCACGCUUAUGGGUUAAAACCUUCUUACAGAGCCCUAAUGUGAACUACGUCCUCGUGUCCACUGCUCACUAUGAGGUAGUAAGCAUGCUGUCCAAGAUCCAACCAAGUGUCUUGCCUAGUGGACAAGCAGAGACAAACACCAGUGUGGUUUGGAGGCGUCCUGGUGGCCUGGAGGCAGUGCCAGUGGGGUGGAUUGUGGUGUCCAUAAUUGCUGGCCUCCUGCUCCUGGCUUUGCUGAGCUUCAUCUUCUGGAAGAUUGGAUUUUUCAAACGCAACCGUCCACCAACUGAUGAUGACAGCAAUGAGACAUGUCAUGAGCUGAAUGAAGAAGAAUCACAGUAUGCAGAUGUCUCACUUAAAGACUAGUCCUGAAAUAAUUACAGCAAACACAAAGCAUAUACCAAAUGAUAUGUUUUUAUUGUGUAAUGUGUGCCCUACUAUUCAAAAGUGUGUGAACACCUGUAUGUUGUCAAGUUGUUGUUUUUUUCCCCAACAAUAUUGUUGAAUUCUCAAUUGGUCAAAAUGUGUUAAUUCAAUUUCUAUCGCCUCAGCUCGGACAGUAGACCUAACUUCAAGGCAAAUCACAGAUUUGUAUCAAUGCGCUUAUUCUAACGUUGCAAUAUUAACAACAUAAACACGAUUCGUAGGUGGAAACAGACUGUAACUGUUAUGUAACUGUAGAUAUAUUGAAGUUGUUUGUGAGGAGACAUUUCGUUUUUAUUAUGUUUUUGAGUCUGAAGUAAGUCAGAGGCUAAACUAGUUAGUGUGGGCAAACUGAUGGUGGUGUAAAAGGAAUGAAACACUUCAGGUUGUGAUGUUAUUGGAAAAUAAGCUUAAUAAACUUCAGGGUGGUAACAGUACCUCUUCUCACAGAAUAACAAAUAAAACAAUAUUAAACAAAAAGUCUUUGUAUUAAUUGAUGGGUUCAUGG
Hemibagrus wyckioides is the source of this 3809-nucleotide messenger RNA. It is a transcript of the gene itga2b, whose product is annotated as integrin, alpha 2b. The record is from RefSeq and is a predicted model, not a curated record. Gene Ontology annotation, biological process: cell adhesion mediated by integrin; integrin-mediated signaling pathway; cell-matrix adhesion. Lineage: Eukaryota; Metazoa; Chordata; Actinopteri; Siluriformes; Bagridae. Gene Ontology annotation, molecular function: integrin binding. The coding region runs from base 110 to 3244 and encodes 1044 amino acids. Gene Ontology annotation, cellular component: external side of plasma membrane; integrin complex. The transcript is spliced from 30 exons.